AUGGAUGAUAUUUCACUCAACCCUGCCGCGUCGGAGAAUGUCCAGUCUAUGACUGGAUCAGAGGCUGCUGCAGACGCAUCCCAUGCCGCCAGUGGCUCCGAGGCGCAAUCGCGCCAAGAGUCGCCUGUGAAGAAGGCUGAGAACCUCGCCGGAUCUGAUAACCCUCUCGAUGCUCCGGCCUCCCCCAAACCCCAGAAUGGUGAUGCCGAGCCUGAAGAUGAGGAGAUGGGUGGCACCGAGACGGAUGCCAAGCGCGAUACUGAGGGCUUGGAGGAUGCUGCAGGAGAGUCGCAGCCCCCCGCCGAUGCCACCGAGGGUCUUGAAGAUGCCGUGGGUGAAGACCAGCCCGUGGCGACCAAGUCAUCCUUAGAAGCCUCGGCUCGUGACCACCUUGCCGUACAAACCCACGCUAUUAUUCUUCCCAGCUAUGCUAGCUGGUUUGACAUGAACACCAUCAACAACAUCGAGAAGAAGGCCCUUGCAGAGUUCUUCAAUGGCCGGAACCGCAGCAAGACCCCGGCUACAUACAAGGACUACCGUGAUUUCAUGAUCAACACUUACCGAUUGAACCCCAUCGAAUACUUGACUGUUACUGCUUGCCGUCGCAACCUUGCUGGUGAUGUCUGUGCGAUUAUGCGUAUUCACUCAUUCCUGGAGCAGUGGGGUUUGAUCAAUUACCAGGUUGACCCUCAAACUCGACCAUCCAACAUUGGCCCACCAUUCACCGGCCACUUCCGUGUUAUUGCAGACACCCCUCGUGGCUUGCAGCCCUUCCAGCCCGGCCCGCAACCCGUCGUCUCCUCUGGCAAACCUCUUGCGGCAACUGAGCGCGCUGUAUCUGCUACUCCCGCGAUUAAGGCUGAUCUGAGUCUCGACCUGCGCCGUAAUGUUUACGAUAGUAAGGGCAAGGACGCCACCCCCUUCUCUGACAAGGAGAAGCAAACAAACGGCGAAACGAACGGAACCGAGACACAAGAGCCCCGGAAGAAGUCACACUGCUUUUCCUGCGGUAUUGACUGCACACGGCUUCGGUUCCAUUAUGCCAAGGCAGCCCCGACCUCGGCCAAUGCCAGCACCCCGAACGCAAAAUAUGAUAUGUGCCCGAACUGCUUCCUUGAAGGCCGCAUGCCUUCCAGCCAUAACGCCUCGGACUUUGUCAAGCUAGAGGAUAAAGCACACUCCCACGUGCCUGACAAGGAUGCACCCUGGACGGACUCUGAGCUACUCUUACUUCUAGAGGGCCUGGAAAGCUUUGAUGAUAACUGGGAGCAGAUCGCCAACCACGUGGGUACUCGGACCUCAGAGGAGUGUGUGAUGAAAUUCUUGCAAUUGGAUAUCGAGGAUAAGUACCUUGAAGAACUGCCUGAGCUUCGUUCCGGUCCUGGUCGGGAGCCAAUUAGCGCCACAGAGAACCCUGUGCUUUCCGUGGUCGCAUUCCUGGCCCAGAUGGCGGAGCCCACAGUGGCUGCUGCCGCCGCCGGUCGCACCAUCGAGGAGAUCCGCAAGGAGCUGCGCAGCCAGCUUGAGAAGGGAGAUGCUAAGGGUAAGGAGUCAGUAAAGGCCGAGGACUCGAUGGAUGUAGAUCCCGUUCGCCAAGUCGAGCAGGCUGACAAGCCCAAGGAGUCGCUUGCCACCGUUGCUUUGGCUGCCUCUGCUGCUCGCGCUAGCGCCCUUGCUUCACAUGAAGAGCGUGAAAUGACUCGGUUGGUUGGGGCCGCUGUCAACGUGACUUUGCAAAAGUUCGAGAUCAAGUUGCAACAGUUCAACGAGAUGGAGGAGAUCAUCGAAGUCGAGCGUCGGGAGCUGGAGCAGGCGCGUCAACAACUUUUCCUGGAUCGCAUGGCUUUUAAGAAGCGCGUCAAGGAGGCCCAAGAUGCUUUGCAGGCUGUCAGUCUGCAGGGUCCCAACGAACAUACUAACACUAUGCUCGCAAGUGCUGCCACUGCUGGUAUUGGCAACCACUACAGCUUCCAGCCUAUUGGUGGAGAUGCUCGGGCUGGAGCUCAGCCCUUGAGCGCUGAGACUGGUGCCGAUUUCAAAACCCUCGACCUGUAA
Penicillium pulvis is the source of this 2055-nucleotide messenger RNA. RefSeq lists its product as uncharacterized. Lineage: Eukaryota; Fungi; Ascomycota; Eurotiomycetes; Eurotiales; Aspergillaceae. Gene Ontology annotation, molecular function: DNA binding; histone binding. The record is from RefSeq and is a predicted model, not a curated record. The transcript has 3 exons. Gene Ontology annotation, biological process: positive regulation of DNA-templated transcription. Gene Ontology annotation, cellular component: SWI/SNF complex. Bases 1 to 2055 code for a protein of 684 amino acids.